CUAGAAAUAAAAAAGAAAGAAAGAAAUACUGUUAUUAAACCAUCAACCCUUGUAUCGUGUAAGUUAAUUUUCUUUAGGGAAGCAUCGUAUUGGCGGGAGAACGAAGUAACUCAAAAAAAAAAAAAACAAAAAAACAAUCUCAUUCUUCCGUCCACAAUUUAAAAGGCCAAUUCUCUCACCUUCCUAACACACAGAUAUUCUCACAAAGAGAAACAAAAUAUUGUUCCGAUUGGGGGAGGCGGCGGUGGCGGAGAGGAAGUCGUGAUCUUACGACAUGGCUGAGAAUAAAGAACAUAUUAUCCAAAACCCUAAAUUGCCAAGUUUUGUGCUAAAUAAUAAUCGGCAGAAAGUUGUGGAUCAGAAGAAAGAAGAAACUAAUCCUCCUGAGAAGCCUGACGUAGUCACUAUUCCGGCAUCGGGAGUGGUUUCCCCUCCGCCGGUGAAGGCUGAGUUCAAGUUCCCUGGGAAGUUCUCACAUCCGGCUGUCCUGUGGCCGUUAUCUGCUUUAGGAGGAUUUCUCAUCUUAUGGUGGGCUUGGAAAAAAUGGAGACCUGACGACGACGAAACGAAAAAAAAAUGAUAUUUGAUUUCUAUAUUGGAAGCAAUCGAUAAUUAUAAGCAUUUGAAAAUUUAAUGCAGUUUGUUACUCUAUAUUAUUUAGUUUAUACUGAUUCGUCAUGUGAUUGCCAAUUUAUUUAUAAAUUUGAGCCAUGACAAUAAGGCUUCCAGUGAUAUUCUUUAAUUA
Cucumis melo (muskmelon) is the source of this 745-nucleotide messenger RNA. RefSeq lists its product as uncharacterized. Bases 275 to 580 code for a protein of 101 amino acids. The transcript has 2 exons. Lineage: Eukaryota; Viridiplantae; Streptophyta; Magnoliopsida; Cucurbitales; Cucurbitaceae. The record is from RefSeq and is a predicted model, not a curated record.